This is a messenger RNA of Empidonax traillii (willow flycatcher), 1338 nucleotides long. RefSeq names its product manganese-transporting ATPase 13A1-like. Gene Ontology annotation, biological process: extraction of mislocalized protein from ER membrane; intracellular calcium ion homeostasis. The transcript is spliced from 9 exons. The annotation marks the transcript as partial. Gene Ontology annotation, cellular component: endoplasmic reticulum membrane. The record is from RefSeq and is a predicted model, not a curated record. Gene Ontology annotation, molecular function: P-type ion transporter activity; membrane protein dislocase activity. Lineage: Eukaryota; Metazoa; Chordata; Aves; Passeriformes; Tyrannidae.
UUUUCCCAGCGUUUUCCCAGCGUUUUCCCAGCGUUUUCCCGAUUUUUCCCCCCCCGGCAGGUGCGGGAGAUGAAGCGGGAGAGCCUGGAGCGCGACCUGCGCUUCGUGGGCUUCAUCGUCCUCUCCUGCCCCCUCAAAGCCGACUCCAGGGCCGUCAUCAGGGAGAUCCAGAACGCUUCCCACCACGUGAGGAAACAGUUCCAGGGGGAAAAACACCUGGAAAAACCCCCCCCCGGGGAGAUCGGGGAGGGAGGGACGACUCUGGCCUAUUCCCGAAUUUUCCCCUCCGCAGGCUCCCCGUGGCAGUGGCGCUCCCGGGACGGGGCGGUGGCUCUGCCGGAAUUCCCGGAACGCCAGCGGGAUCUGACGGAGCCCUUUGACCUCUGCCUGACGGGGGAGGGGCUGGAACGGCUCCGGCUCCGGCACCGGGAGCGGCUCCUGCGCCUCAUCCCCCACAUCCGAGUCUUUGCCAGGGUCGUGCCCAAGCAGAAGGAGUUCGUGGUGACGGCCCUGAAGAGCUUGGGCUUCCCCACCCUCAUGUGCGGCGACGGCACCAACGACGUGGGCGCCCUCAAACACGCCGACGUGGGGGUGGCCCUGCUGGCCAACGCUCCCGAGAGAAUUCCCGAGCGGAAGAGGCGCCCCCGGGAUGGAAUUCCCGCCCGAGCCGCUUCCCGAGGAUCCAAACCCCGGCUCGGCUCCGGCUCCGGCUCCGGCUCCGGCUCCGGCUCCCAGCGGGAGGAGCAGCUGGCCAGCCAGAGGGAGCGGCUGAGCCAGGUGCUGAAGGAUCUGGAGGAGGAUCGCGCUCCGGUGGUGAAGUUGGGAGACGCCAGCAUCGCCGCCCCCUUCACCUCCAAACUCUCCUCCAUCCAGUGCAUCUGCCACGUGAUCAAGCAGGGCCGCUGCACUCUGGUGACGACGCUGCAGAUGUUCAAGAUCCUGGCCCUCAACGCCCUCAUCUUGGCCUACAGCCAGAGCGUCCUCUACCUCGAGGGGGUCAAGUUCAGCGACUUCCAGGCCACCCUGCAGGGGCUGCUCCUGGCUGGAUGCUUCCUCUUCAUCUCCAGGUCCAAGCCUUUGAAGACCCUUUCCAAGGAGAGGCCCCUUCCCAACAUCUUCAACCUGUACACGGUGCUGACGGUGCUGCUGCAGUUCCUGGUGCAUUUCCUGAGCCUCCUCAUCCUCUACCGAGGGGCCCCCCUCCGCAGGGAGGAGGAAUUCGUGGAUCUGAGCAAGGAAUUCGAGCCCAGCCUGGUGAACAGCACCAUCUACAUCCUGUCCAUGGCCAUGCAGAUGGUCACCUUCGCCAUCAACUACAAGGGCCACCCGUUCAUGGAG